Molecule: messenger RNA, 1128 nt
Organism: Penicillium nucicola
Lineage: Eukaryota; Fungi; Ascomycota; Eurotiomycetes; Eurotiales; Aspergillaceae
Exons: 1
Coding region: 1-1128 (375 amino acids)
Source: RefSeq, a predicted model, not a curated record
AUGUAUUCCUCAACGUCAGGCCAAGCGCCAAGCCAGGUUUUCCGGUCAAAUAAGCGGCGAAAAGUUGUUCCUAUGAUUGAUUCCAACAUGAUCGAGCCACUAAAACGUUUUCCGGAUAUCCUCACUGAUAUGAAUAGCGAUGACCCUGUCAUCCGAUCUCGUGCGGCCGCACAGCUUACAGUAUUAUCUCCUUUGAUGCAACAACUCGCCUUUGCAAAGAACCCCGUCGGCGUCCAUUAUGCUGCAAGGGAUUUCAAAACCCUCGAAGAGGCCUGCACUAUUUUAGAGAUCACACAUAAUCCGAUGGAUCUUUGGAAUAGGCAAGAUAUCGAUAACUCUCCCUCAGCUAACCUCUCCCCUGAUGUGGACAAUGUUAUUCACCAACUCCAAGUCUCUCAAUACCACACAAUCAAUAACUCGGAAGCUUCUGUACGCGUCGUUGUCGAGCUACUUAUUCUUGACCGGCUUCAUCAUCUUUCUGACAAAGGGUCGCUUGAACAUCUUCAUCUCUAUCCGGAGGUGGAUGUCAAUCUUUUACGUGGAAAUACGUACAUCACUGGCCGUGCCGAUUGGCUCCUUUGCCAUGAUGACCCCCAAUACGGUAUUGAUUCGGCGUUGAUUGCUGUAGAGGCUAAGCGGAGUUGCGAGUUACUCUCUGCCGACCGUCAAAUAGCUACCUAUCUCGCAGCUAUACAGGACUGUCGGACUAAAAUCAAAAAGAUCCAUGCUAUUGCUUUCGGAAUCACGACUGACAGUACUAGAUAUAUGUUCUGGUUUAUGGACUCGGAACGGCGGCUCUUUUCUUCUGUGAUUUUCGAUUGGCGUCUUGAUAAGGCCAAAAUUAUCAUGUGGCUCGAUAAAAUGCUCGCCGAGGCGAUUGCGGCCUCCCCACUAACAACGCCAACUCUACGACGGAAUGUCUCUCUACGUAACUGGGAGAAAGACUUUCGACGGCGUCAGCUUUUGAGUUCUGGAUCAGACGAUUCAAUUGUAACUGAGGGACUUCCGUUCGAUAUCAGUGUUCCAGACUCGGGCCAGCUUAUCGGGCCUGCAUGGUACCAAGGACGAAAGGUCAUGGUCAUCGAAUAUGAUGAAGAGGACGAAGAGAAUUGUGCUGUUGAGGAUUGA